Molecule: messenger RNA, 2748 nt
Organism: Prunus armeniaca (apricot)
Lineage: Eukaryota; Viridiplantae; Streptophyta; Magnoliopsida; Rosales; Rosaceae
Source: the annotation of a GenBank genome assembly
AUGGUACCUUCGGGGCCGCCCACUCCAAUCGGUGGUGCCCAGUCUGUUUCACCUUCACUCUUGCGUACGAAUUCUGGAAUGCUGGGAGGUCAAGGUGGUUCACUACCUUCCCAGUCAGGUUUUCCCCCGCUUGUCUCACCACGUAAUCAAUAUGGUAACAUGAAUAUGCUUGGCAAUGUAGCCAACGUGCCUUCUCUCCUUAAUCAGUCUUAUGGAAAUGGGAUUCCAAAUUCGGGGCUUUCUGGUCCUGGUAGCAGCCAACGUGGAGGUAUGGAUACCGGUGCUGAAUCAGAUCCACUUUCUAAUGUUGGCAAUGGAAUGGGUUUUAGUGCGCCUUCUUCGUCAUAUGUUGCAUCAAACAUGGCUAAUCCUGGUACAUCUGGUCAAGGUCAGGGCCAACAAUUUUCAAACCCUUCUGGUAACCAACUAUUGACAGAUCAACAGCAGCAGCAACUUGAAACACAUAAUUUCCAGCAUGGUCAGCAGCCAAUGCAACAGUUCUCUGCCCCUCACAACACACAGCAGCAGCAACAUCAAUUUCAGGCUAUUCGAGGAGGCUUAGCUGGUGUUGGACCAGUCAAGUUGGAGCCCCAAUUGACAAAUGAUCAACAUGGACAGCAGCAGCAGCAGCAGCAGUUGCAGUCUUUGAGGAGUCUUGGUCCAGUGAAAUUGGAACCCCAACAACUUCAGACCAUGAGAAGCUUGCCACCUGUAAAAUUGGAACCGCAGAAUUCUGAUCAGUCAUUGUUUUUGCAUCAACAGCAGCAACAACAGCAACAGCAGCAGCAACAGCAGCAACAACAACAGUUCCUCCACAUGUCAAGGCCGUCUUCUCAGGCUGCUGCUGCACAGAUUAACAUUUUGCAUCAACAGAGAUUGUUACAGCUACAACAACAACACCAGCAACAGCAACUCUUGAAAGCAAUGCCUCCGCAACGCCCCCAAUUACAGCAACAGUUUCCACAGCAGAAUCUGCCUAUGAGGUCUCCUGCAAAACCAGUAUAUGAGCCUGGAAUGUGUGCUCGGCGUUUGACACAUUAUAUGUAUCAGCAACAACAUAGGCCUGAAGACAAUAAUAUUGAGUUUUGGAGAAAAUUUGUUGCUGAGUAUUUUGUACCUCAUGCCAAGAAGAAGUGGUGUGUUUCUAUGUAUGGAACUGGUCGGCAAACAACUGGCGUUUUUCCUCAGGAUGUGUGGCAUUGUGAGAUAUGCAAUCGCAAGCCUGGACGUGGCUUUGAAGCGACUGUUGAGGUGCUUCCCAGGCUUUUUAAAAUCAAGUAUGAAAGUGGUACUUUGGAGGAGCUUCUUUAUGUUGAUAUGCCACGCGAGUAUCAUAAUUCAUCUGGUCAGAUUGUACUGGACUAUGCUAAAGCAAUACAAGAAAGUGUUUUUGAGCAACUUCGUGUUGUUCGGGAUGGUCAACUUCGGAUUGUAUUCUCUCCAGAUCUAAAGAUAUGCUCUUGGGAAUUUUGUGCAAGGCGCCAUGAAGAGCUUAUCCCUCGAAGAUUACUGAUACCUCAGGUUAGUCAGCUUGGUGCUGCAGCUCAGAAAUACCAGGCUGCUACUCAAAAUGCAUCAUCCAAUUUAUCUCUUCCAGAGAUACAAAAUAAUUGUAAUAUGUUUGUAUCAUCAGCUCGGCAGUUAGCGAAAACCUUGGAAGUGCCAUUAGUAAAUGAUUUAGGUUAUACAAAGAGAUAUGUAAGGUGUCUUCAGAUUUCAGAAGUGGUUAAUAGUAUGAAAGACUUGAUUGAUUACAGCCGAGAGACAGGGACUGGGCCUAUGGAGAGCUUGGCCAAGUUUCCUCGAAGGACGAGUGCUUCAUCUGGGUUUCACAGUCAAGCACAACAGUCCGAGGAGCAAAUGCAGCAGCAGCAACAGCAACCGAUGGGCCAGAAUCCGAACGGCGAUCCAAGCUCUGUCCAGGCCACAACUAUGCAACUUGCUGCCAGUAAUGGUAUGGCUAGUGUAAAUAAUGUUCUGAACGCAGCAUCCACAUCUACCUCUGCAAGCACCAUUGUUGGGCUCCUCCAUCAAAAUUCCAUGAAUUCCAGACAGCAAAGUUCAAUGAAUAAUGCAAACAGUCCCUAUGGAGGAAAUUCUGUUCAGAUUCCAUCCCCUGGUUCUUCUAGUACAAUCCCACAGACGCAACCAAACCCCUCUCCAUUCCAGUCACCAACACCCUCGUCAAACAAUCCCUCUCAAACAUCUCAUGGUGCCUUGACAGCUGCCAAUCACAUGAGUGCAACAAAUUCACCAGCAAAUAUAUCCAUGCAACAGCCAACCAUUUCCGGUGAGGCUGAUCCAAGCGAUUCCCAGAGCUCUGUCCAGAAAAUAAUACACGAAAUGAUGAUGUCCAACCAGCUGAAUGGUGCAGGCAGUAUGGUUGGCGUGGGUUCUCUGGGAAACGAUGUGAAAAACGUUAAUGGGAUUUUGUCAACAAGCAACAACACAGGAAUGAAUGGCGGCAACUGUCUUUCAGGGAAUGGCAUGACGAACAGUAGUAACUCGGGUAUUGGGGGUGCUGGAUUUGGGAGUAUGGGUGGACUUGGUCAGCCUUCCAUGGUUAAUGGAAUAAGAAGUGCAAUGGGAAAUAAUUCUGUUAUGAAUGGAAGGGUGGGAAUGGCAUCAAUGGCUCGAGAACAAAGUAUGCAUCAUCAACAACAGGAUAUGGGGAACCAGCUACUUAGUGGGCUUGGAGCGGUUAACGGCUUUAACAAUCUUCAAUUUGAUUGGAAACAUUCCCCUUGA